Messenger RNA from Oppia nitens, 935 nucleotides. RefSeq names its product haloacid dehalogenase-like hydrolase domain-containing protein 3. The record is from RefSeq and is a predicted model, not a curated record. The coding region runs from base 87 to 935 and encodes 282 amino acids. The transcript is spliced from 2 exons. NCBI's taxonomy places the organism in Eukaryota, Metazoa, Arthropoda, Arachnida, Sarcoptiformes, Oppiidae.
UCCUAAAAAACUGAUAUCAUAUGUUAUUUUUAUCUUUUUUCAUAUCAUUCAUUUAAUAUUAAUGGGCGAAAAUCAGUGACACAUUAAUGAUAGUAGAGGUGGUGAUUGAGAGGUAUUUACUAUUGAUAGACAAAAACAAAAAUCAAAACACUCUCCAAAAAAAUAUGAGUGCCUUAAGAGUGGUAACACUAGACGUGACCAACACAUUGAUCACUUUGAAGAACAGUAUUGGACACGAAUAUAUCAAAGCAAUGCAAUUGUAUUGUACAACACAAGCUGUUAGACUACAUCCCAAUUGUCUCAGUGACCGACAAAACGAUUUGUCCAAAGCAUUCACUACUGUCUGGAAGGAUAUGAACGCCAAACACGAAAACUUUGGUUUCAAGAGUGGUAUGUCUUCGGUCGAGUGGUGGACACAAGUCGUCAAACGGACUGUACGUUUGGCAAACUUUUCAGUCGACGAUCUAAACGACAAUCAAUUGGAUUUGAUGGCAAAGUAUUUGUACAGAGCUUACUGUUCGCCACAGUUUUGGACCGUUGAUGUCGGUGUUCAUCAAGCGAUGACAGAUAUCAAGAAAAGUAAUCCCGACUUAAAGUUGGGUAUCAUUUCUAACUUUGAUGAAAGACUUGGACGUAUUCUUCAAGAACUCGGUUUAAGACAUUACUUUGAUUUUCUAAUAAUCUCGCGAUUGGUCGGCUGUUGUAAGCCAUCGGCUGAUAUCUUUAAUUUGGCACUCAAUACGGCCGAACUGAGCGAUCCGUCACUGGCCUUACAUAUCGGCGAUAAUAUUGAAUUGGAUUAUUUGUGUGCAAAGAGAUUGGGUUGGAAUGCAUUACUACUUAACCGUAAUAAUAGACAUAACAAUAACAACAACCUCUCCAAUGAUCAACGAUUGUCGCCAAUUGAUAUUAUCAGUGAUUUAAAACAAUUCUAA